Nanorana parkeri is the source of this 477-nucleotide messenger RNA. RefSeq names its product tumor necrosis factor-like. Gene Ontology annotation, molecular function: tumor necrosis factor receptor binding. The coding region runs from base 12 to 446 and encodes 144 amino acids. Gene Ontology annotation, biological process: immune response. The record is from RefSeq and is a predicted model, not a curated record. The transcript is spliced from 2 exons. Lineage: Eukaryota; Metazoa; Chordata; Amphibia; Anura; Dicroglossidae. Gene Ontology annotation, cellular component: membrane.
AUGCCCAGGCCAUGAAAGGACAAAGAGUGGCUGCUCACUUAAUCGGAAAACCCAAGGGUAACCAAAUAGAAUGGGAAUUCACUCCCAUGAACACUUUCAAAGACCCUGAAUUAAUCCUUAAGGACAACUCUCUGGUGAUCCCACAGAAAGGUCUCUACUUCGUGUACACCCAGGUCGUCUACACUGGCAAGGACUGCAAGACGAUGAAAUCCACAGAGCUGACCCACACAGUGAUGCGAGAGGGCGAUUACGGCGAACCCACACCUCUCCUCACUUCCACCAAAACGGCGUGUGACGCUGUGUCAGGAAAUAUCUGGCAUCAGCCCAUCUACCAAGGAGGUAUAUUUCUACUUGAAGAGGGGGAUAUUCUUUCAACUGAAACCACAAAAAUUAAUCUUCUCAACAUGAACAAGGGACAGGUUUACUUUGGUGUCAUUGCCUUGUGAUGAAACAGCGCUAGCCUUGAUAAACCUUCUU